CAGACUCUAGUCGCUCUCUCUUGUGUCUGCCGUUCCUUUACAGAUGUGGCUUUAGAUGUGCUAUGGGCUGAGCUGGAGGAUUUGGAACCACUUUUCACUUGUCUUCCACGAGAUUUAUGGACCAUGACUAGUGAUAGGAAGCUUCUCAUACGGAGACCUGUGACCACUACAGAUUGGUCUGUAUUCAAGCGAUACGCAUCUCGGGUACGGGUUCUGGGAAGGACACAUUUAAACCCCUUCGGAGGUGUAGAUGCAGAAUUCAUCUAUGCUGUGACGAGUUUUUCUUCACAGUCGUUGUUGGUGCCCAACCUUCGAAUACUCGACUGCAGAAUAUGCCCACGUGAUCUUCAUCCAUGCAUGCGUUACCUGCUGAGCCCCACUGAGCCCCAACCUCCACAACUGCAAGUCAUCGGGCUACAUGUCACAUCUCCUCAGGUCAUGGAGCUAGCUCUAUGUGGGCUCCCGCACCUGCGGGAGGUAUCACUUACUACUACAAUGCUCAGUAGCGAAACCUUGUCCCACCUAUCUCGUCUCACUGGCCUUCAAAAAUUGGAUAUCUGUGUAACGGGACGUUCCAGAGGCGUCCAGUCUCAAUUUUGUACCUCCAGCCUGGACAUACUAGCCAUCAACUCGUCGACUUUGACCUUCAGCGGACAUAUGGUAAAAGGAUGGGUUGUUCCAUGCAGGGACCUGACACUGGAAUUCAGCAUUGCUGAAACCGCGCUUGCUGUUGAACGCGCCCUACACACGCUGCACAAUCGUCUGUUUUGUGAUACUCUGGAGCGUAUCCUAGUAUAUGGCCACACGGAUAACCAUGUCAACGAUGUCGAUUAUGCAUUUAACCUUCGCACGUUUACUCCUCUCAUGCACUUCUCCUGCCUGAAAACGGUUGAUCUUCCAUCUUUUUGUAUGUCAUUGCUCGAUGAUGAUGCGCUCAGCUCCAUCGUCAAGUCCUGGCCACACCUCGAGUACCUUGAUCUCGGAACCACUUAUGUCUCGCAGAUACCACCCAAAAUCACUUUUCAGGGCAUUGUGACCGUAGUGUCAUCUUGCCCACAUCUCAGGAACCUCGCUUUGGUAUUUGAUGCUACGAAGGUAGAUCCGCCUACGGCUGAGAAUCCAGGGGGUGGGGUUUGCAACACAUAUAUCACCACAUUUGACGCCGGGUGGUCCCCAAUCGAGCAACCACUGCAAGUCGCGGUCGCGCUUUCGGCGAUCUUGCCGUGCUUGAGAAACAUCGAUGUUGAGUUGGACUUCAAUGAUGAGCUCAGCUCUGAGGAUGGGUCCGACGGCGAGCUCGAGGAAGGGGUUUCAGACCGGAAAGCGCGAAAGACCAAGUGGAAAGAGGUAUCAGGGUACAUAGGUGUUCUCACAUUGGUCAGGCAACAGGGGGGUUCGCACGUUUAA
Messenger RNA from Suillus paluster, 1407 nucleotides. RefSeq lists its product as uncharacterized. The record is from RefSeq and is a predicted model, not a curated record. NCBI's taxonomy places the organism in Eukaryota, Fungi, Basidiomycota, Agaricomycetes, Boletales, Suillaceae. The transcript has 3 exons. The annotation marks the transcript as partial.